AUGACUUUCUCAUUUAGCUUUGCCGGAGACGACAUAGAUACCUCCCAUGAUGUUGAGACUCAACAGCUCCCUGUCGCUCGCACACUCACACCUACGCAAACCAGCGCAUUCCCCAUCGCUGGCAAGGCUCAGCUGCCUGCCACGCGCCAUGAUUUAGUCCAGAUGCUCGCCGCGAUGCCCUCGAAAAUUGCGUACAGCUUGCUGAGUGUGACCCUCGACGACGGCAGUGUCAUGCAGCUGCCCCGCCGCGAGCUCUGGGACGUGCGCGUGCAACUCAUGGCAGAAGAGGAAGAAAACGCAGAGCACAGCGUCGGUGCAGAUGGUUCCGGCCUAGGCACCCAUGAUGUCAAAACGGGCGUGUAUGAGGGCGGUUUCAAGAGCUGGGAAAGCAGUGUAGACUUGGUCAAGGUGCUGGCUGCGCAGGGUAAAGUCUCUGCUGCUGAGCAGUUGCCCAUGAGAAUAAUAGAGCUUGGUUGCGGAACCGCCUUGCCCUCCGUCGCUCUCCUGCAAUGGACAAUAGAAGCCAUCACAUCGACCACUGUGAUAACGCGCCAACCAACAUCCUUUAUUGUGGCAGACUACAAUCCUACCGUCCUGCAGCUCGUCACACUGCCCAAUUUCAUUCUUGCAUGGGCUCUUCACACCCGCGAGCAGACUCCCGCGCUGUGCAAUGCCUUCUCCCUCGAAGGCGAGCUUGAGUUGCUCCCUGAGGUCGUUGCGGCGUUCCAGUCCUAUCUCAUCGCCAAGCGCAUUUCCCUCACCUUCCUAUCUGGUGCCUGGUCUCCCGAGUUCAUUGAGCUUGUAUAUAGUGGCAUCCCCGAUGACGCGACAGACUCCAGCGCUGCCACCGUCACGCUGCUACUCGGAGCAGAGACUAUUUACUCACCGUUUGCACUCCAGGCAUUCACAGAAGCCACAUUUUCGAUACUUCAGCGAGAAGGAGCAAAACAGAGCACUUCGCCGGCAGUAGCUUUGGUGGCGGCCAAGAAACUGUACUUUGGUGUUGGGGGCUCAUUAGACGACUUUGUUGACCAGGCGCGUGGCCGUGGAGGCAAUGUCACAGCUAUACGUGAAGAGGCAGAUGGUGUGCGACGUGGCGUGGUCAAAUGCAUAUUAUGA
This is a messenger RNA of Cordyceps militaris CM01, 1119 nucleotides long. RefSeq lists its product as uncharacterized. NCBI's taxonomy places the organism in Eukaryota, Fungi, Ascomycota, Sordariomycetes, Hypocreales, Cordycipitaceae. Gene Ontology annotation, biological process: peptidyl-histidine methylation, to form tele-methylhistidine. The transcript has 2 exons. Bases 1 to 1119 code for a protein of 372 amino acids. The record is from RefSeq and is a predicted model, not a curated record. Gene Ontology annotation, molecular function: protein-L-histidine N-tele-methyltransferase activity.